Molecule: messenger RNA, 997 nt
Organism: Mytilus californianus (California mussel)
Lineage: Eukaryota; Metazoa; Mollusca; Bivalvia; Mytilida; Mytilidae
Product: fatty acid-binding protein 1, liver-like
Exons: 4
Coding region: 198-620 (140 amino acids)
Biological process (GO): fatty acid transport
Cellular component (GO): nucleus; cytosol
Molecular function (GO): fatty acid binding
Source: RefSeq, a predicted model, not a curated record
UGAUUCACUAACAAUACCUGUGUAAACGGACGAUUAUUGACAGUUUAGAGUAAAUAUUUGUAUUUCAGCUUCAAUUUAGUUUACAUAAAGGGUUUAUAAUUGCUAUUUGAAACAGGUUUACGUACAACGAAAGCAAACUAGUUUCUAACAAGCCUUCAGUCAGUUUUACGUUUUAAUUUUGCUGCAACAGCAUAAAAAUGGCACAAUUUAUCGGAAAAUGGAAAGGAGAUGGAAGCUCAUACACAAAUUAUGAUGCAUUUGCAAAAGCGUCAGGCAUCCCUGACGACUUAGUGGAGAAAUUCCGUACUGCCACCACUGAAAUGGAAUUCAAAAAGGAUGGUGAUUUUAUGCUUUGCGACGUAAAGACUAGUGCUGGUCCAGAUAAAACUUAUAGAUUUAAAUCUGGAGAGGAAGUGUCAACGACAGACCCUUGGGGAAAAGCAGUGAAGUUCACAAUUACCCGCGAGUCUGAUACAAAAAUGGUAGAGGUAAACAAAUCGGAGAUGAUGGAUUGGAAAGAAAUGAAGAUGACACGAGAAAUCCUAGGAGGAAAUAAAAUAUUAGAGACAGCAGAGUUGCCUUGUGGCACUAAAAUGACAAUGGAGUUUUCAAAAGUUUAAUGGAAAGACUUAACAUUGUGGAUGAAUACAGUUUAUAUAUAUGCUUCAAUUUCAAAAUUGUUGAUACUUUGUAAGACUAAGUGUUUAUUUUCUGCAUUUGCCUCUAGUACACCAACAUUGUAGAUUGUGUUAUGCAUUCAUAUCAAAUACAUUAGGUUCACCAAAAAACUGUUGUAAUAGGACUUAAUAGUUGAUCGCAAUACAUUGCAUUGCCAGACAACAGUCAACAUAGUUGUAAUAUAUUCAAUAGAAGAAUCAACUACUAAAAAAAGGAAAAAAAGGAUACGGAACAACAGACAUGGUUUCAACUCCUGCAGUACCAUUAACUUAUUGGCAUUUUAUCAUGUUUAUACAAUGAAAUAAAUAUCAUCUAAAUA